Messenger RNA from Entamoeba invadens IP1, 591 nucleotides. RefSeq lists its product as hypothetical. The record is from RefSeq and is a predicted model, not a curated record. NCBI's taxonomy places the organism in Eukaryota, Evosea, Mastigamoebida, Endamoebidae. Bases 1 to 591 code for a protein of 196 amino acids. The transcript has a single exon.
AUGUUUGUCCAACGGAAAGCAAGGUUCAUCGAAGUGAGAAACAACCAAGUGUAUGAAGCAGCUGUAUUACUCUAUUUAAUUAACAAACACUUUAACAUCGAAAUGAUCAUUCCACAAAAGAAAGCUGUCGUUUACGAGCAAUUUUUCUUGGUCGAACGUAUAUGGAGUGGCGAAGACAAGGUGGACGUCCGGAAGUUUGUGAACAAACGAUGUGAUGAAAGAAUCGAGUUUGAAAUAUCGGAAGGCGUUUCAUUCAAAACAGCGAGAAGAAGGCGAAAUACUAACGUGUUCACAGAGACCAUUAACAUGUUUGUCGAUUUUUUGAGGGAAAUGGGAUACUUUGUGGAAACCAAGGUGUGUGGAGGAAAAAGGGUACAAUUCAAAGAGGAAUACAUCACAGCAAUUUUCUAUGGGAAUGACUUGAUUUUUGGGUUUGAUGAAAUCAAGAGGAUUGGAAAGGAACUUGUUGGGCUUUAUCAAGAAAAGACGGAAAAUGCCAAAGUGAUGGUUUUCGAAAAGAAUGAAUUCAAUUUGGAGAAAACUGACUCUAUAGAAGGAAACCACCAAACAGUAACAAGGAAGCAACAGUAA